Molecule: messenger RNA, 4389 nt
Organism: Knipowitschia caucasica
Lineage: Eukaryota; Metazoa; Chordata; Actinopteri; Gobiiformes; Gobiidae
Source: the annotation of a GenBank genome assembly
AUGGAGUCAAAUCCACUGAUUAACUCGAUGGACCCAUCAAUUACACUGUGGCAGUUCUUGCUCCACUUGCUGGAGGAUCAGAGCCAGCGGCACCUGAUCUCAUGGACUGCGUGUGGGACUGACGGAGAGUUCAAACUGGUGGACGCCGAGGAAGUGGCUCGUCUGUGGGGACUCCGCAAGAAUAAGCAUAAUAUGAACUAUGACAAGCUGAGCAGAGCCCUGCGCUAUUACUAUGAUAAGAAUAUAAUUAAAAAAGUGAGUGGGCAGAAGUUUGUAUACAAGUUCGUCAGUCAGAUCGACGCCUCAACCACAGACCCAGCUCGAUACAACGUGGAGGAAAAACCGGACAAUGCUGACUCCAACAGCCAAUCAAAAGUUUUACUGGGCGGGAUGACAACCUGUCAAUCUAAGGGCUUACCGCAGCGUUCUUCGCUUCCUCCCCUUUCUCAAAAGAACUCGUCACGAAAUGACUAUAUGAAGUCCGGCCUCUACUCCACCUUCACCAUACAGUCACUACAGACCUCACCCACACAGCUGUACAACCAGCCAAUCAAAUCUGACCGCUCAAAUCAACAGCCUAUCAAAACGGACCACUCCCACCACCACCAGCCGAUUAAAGCAGAGCAGCUCGGACUACAACUUCCGCCUGCUGACCCUGUCCCUCAAGUGGACAGAAGGCAAAGAGAGGUCUGUGGGGUGCCUGAAUCCCAGCCAGCAUUUGAAGGUGGCGCUGAAGGUGGCGCUGUGGAGUCUGCUUUACAGGUGAUCGUCACUCAGGCUUCUCCCUGUCCCACACCUGCUGUAAGCCCGCACAACAAUGGAGUUUCACAGCUCCCAGCACUAGAACCCCCUCAGAUCUUCCUGACCAGUGUGGGUGACUCCUUGACGCCGCUGCUGUCCUUAGGGCCAUCAUCUGUGGGCCCUAGCCCCGUGUCUCACUCCUCACCUGAGGACUACAGCUCCACUCCCGCACCUCCCCCAGUCUUCUUAAUCAUCAACCCCCCACCGCAGAACCAAGGUGCAGUCCCUCAGAACCAGGCUCAACUUUCCCAAGCCCACCACAGCCCUGCGCACGGACAGCCUCUUUCCCUCAGACAGCCUCAACAAAAGCCCACCCCACAGCCCUCCAUUGUGGUUAAGGAGGAAGAGACAAGGCCCCCAGCUGAAGAGCUUCUGGAGAUGGUGACUAUAGAGGAGGAACAUAUAGAACAGAUGCCUCAGCUGAGCUCAGUUAAACUAGAGCCAACUUUAACUAUUGUUGAGGCUUCACCCACUUCCUCCCUGGACCUUGGGAUCAAAAGACAACAGACCGAAGGGGUGGGACCAGGGGAGACAACAAAGGACAACACUACAGUGCCAGCUGUUUCUGCUCCUUCCUCUGUAUCAUCUUCUGUCCCUGGCUCGGCUGCUUCGGAGCGCGCUCCCUCCAGACCAAAGAAACCCAGAGGACUAGAGCUGCCGUCAGCCCCCACACUGCCACCAGGACUGUCCUUAGAUAAGGUGAAUGCAGCGGUGAACAGUUUAUUGGCUCCAGGAUCAAGCACCAACACUCUGACGCCGUCUGUCAUAACCUCACAUGCACUGACCCCUGUGCUGCUGACUCCAAGUCCAUUGCCCUCCAUACACUUCUGGAGCACACUCAGCCCCAUUGCUCCUCGCUCUCCUGCUAAACUCUCCUUCCAGUUCCCGACCAAUGGCAGUAACCAGAUCCACAUUCCUGCUCUCAGUGUCGAUGCUGAAGUCAAAGACCUGAAACUGGAGCAUUACGUCAUGACCUGCUCAAGCCCCUCCUUCUCCUCUGCGGCAUCCGACAUAAACGAGCUGCACGGGCUUUUACAAAUCGCUUCUGCCUCUGACGCGUCCGUCCCGGCCGCUUGUUUGGUCCAGUCCCGCUGGAGCGCACAAAGGCUCUCUGUCUCCUCCAUGCCCAAGUGCAUGAUGGGAUCUGAUGUCCUGUUGGUGCUGCUGUCGCUGGUGAUGUCAUCAGUUUGUUCUCCAAUGGACGGAACCAAUUCAGGUGGCGCUGUGCUGUGUCCGCUGCAGUGUGUGUGUGAGACCAGGCCGUGGUACACUCCUCAGUCCGUCUUCCAUCAGGCCAUCACUGUGGACUGCAACGAGCUGCACCUCCAGCGAGUUCCAGCUAAUGUCUCUAUAGACACACAGGUCCUCCUGCUUCAGAGCAACAACAUCUCUUCCAUUUCCUUUGAGCUGCGGAGUCUGACCAACCUCACAGAGCUGGACCUGUCUCAGAACCACAUCACCCAGGUCUCAUCUCUGGAUCUUUCCUCUUUGACACGCCUGGUCACAUUGUACUUGGAAGAGAACCGGAUUGAGGAUUUGCCAGACUAUGGCCUAAGAAACCUGUCAAGUUUAGAAGAACUUUACAUCAACCAUAACCAGAUUAGGACCAUUAAGACCUGGGCCUUCAGCGGACUCACCAGUCUGCUUCGACUGCAUCUAAACUCCAAUCGCCUUGAGUCAAUUGACAGCAUUUGGUUUGAUUCACUCCCAGCUCUGGAGAUCCUGAUGCUGGGGGAAAACCCGGUCUUGGUCUUGGGAGAGGGGUCUUUCAAGUCUUUGCCGCGCCUCCACAGUCUGGUUCUGGCUUCUAUGGGACUACAGUCUGUGUCCCCCAAGGCCUUCACUGGACUAGACUGUCUUGAGAGCCUCUCCUUCUAUGACAACAAACUCAGAUCAGUUCCACGGGAAGCUUUGAAAGUUCUUCCAAACCUGAAAUUCUUGGACCUGAACCGAAAUCCCAUCAAUAGAAUUAAGCAGGGAGACUUCCAGGACCUUCUGCACCUUCAAGAGAUCAGUUUGAACAACAUGGAGACGCUACAGAUGGUGGAGCCAAACUCGUUUCAGAACCUUCCAGAACUGAUCAAAGUAGAACUAUGCAACAACAUUCAUCUGUCUCACCUGCACCCCCACAGCUUUAGUGACGUCCCGUGGCUUCGCUCGCUCAUGGUGCACAGCUCAUCCCUGGCCUUCCUCUCCCCAGUGCUGCUCUCCUCUCUCCCCUCUCUCAAAGAGCUGUCCAUCCACUCCAACCCGCUGCGCUGUGACUGCCUCCACAGCUGGGCCUCUCACCUGGGAAACUCAUCUCGCCUGACGCUGCUGGAGCCCACCUUCACUGUGUGCCACGCCCCUGUGCACCUGAUUGGGCAGCAGCUACAGGAAGUGCUCGUGUCCUCGGGCGAUGGGAUCAAUAGCUGUUUGCCGCAGAUUUCUUCCAACGUUUUUCCUUCAGUGAUGAACAUCAGCGAGGGGCAGCCGAUCAUUAUAGAGUGCUGGGCAGAUGCAGACCCCGCCCCUCAGUUUUAUUGGGUCACUCCCACUGGAGACAAGGUGAGCUCUGAAGCGGUGGCUGCUCCAAUCAUAUCGCAAGAGGAGCCGGAGGGACGUGGUUUAAGCAGCACAAAGCCGAAAAAACAUCGUUUGCUGGAACCCGGUGCAUUAGUCAUUGACCAUGCUGAGGCCUCGGACGCAGGAACCUACACCUGCGUGGCCUGGAAUGCAGAGGGAGCUGACACCAAGAGCCUGUCUGUAACUGUGGAUCUCCAGAGCUCAGGGGCAGCCUCAGACUCUGCGUCCAGUCUGGGCCAAACAUGGCUGGGAAGGAACAGCAGUAGGCCAGCCUCUUUAGUGGUGCUUGCAAAGGUGGUGCACUCUCGGUCUGUAGUCCUGGAAUGGAAACUGCAUCUCUCAAAACCCAAACAAGACCAGAAGGACGAAGAAGAUUCACCUGAGACCUUGCCACGAUUUACCACAGCAACUGUCCACAUCCACAACCCACACAUCAGCUACACUGCCAAGGUUCCAGCAGAUGUUCAGGAGUACAACCUCACUCACCUCCUCCCUUCCACUCUGUAUCACAUCUGCCUGACCAUCUCCUCCAAAAACUCCCUAAGCCCCGCCCCUUCCCACACUUCCUGCCUGAAUGUCACCACCAAAGACACCGCCUUUGCCGUGGAGCUGGUGGAGUCUCGUCACGGCGGCGUGGCAGCGGCUGCAAUUUUGGGCUCCAUGUUUGCGCUGUGUAUUAUGGCUCUGCUGUUGUUUUACAUGGGCCGUCGCAGAGUGGUUAACCUCCCCCAAAGUCACGUGCACUCACUAAAGAAGUACAUGCAACACACCACCUCCAUCCCUCUGAACGAGCUGUACCCGCCUCUCAUCAUGUUGUGGGAGAGUGAAACGGAGAAAGACAAAGAGGAGAAAGACGAGGAGCAACGAGAGGAGGGGCACAUUGACACCUCAAAGACGACAUACAUGUGUUCGCGGAUUCUUAAACGGGCCCAAAGUGACCGACUUUACCGCUGGAGUCUCGACACGAACCUGCACAGAGAAGUGGAUAAUACUACAUAUUAUCCAACAGAAAGCUCGUCUUGA